CAGGAAGUCGUUCAUUCUCCAGACGCCUUCAACGCUUUUCUUCCCAGAAUGCCGAGUCCAUGAAGAGCUGCUAUGAGUCCACCCGGCUUGUUCAGAACCAGACUUUCUCUGAAGAACACAAUCGGUCUGUGGGAACCAGAAMUUGAUUCUGGUCCAGAUUCUGUCCUUCAGCCUCAACCCAGCUGUUUGUCAUUUCGGAGCAACCAAUCAAAGUCAGAACCUCUUCAGUUUAAAGGAAGGUUCUGCACAUCUGAACUGGAUCAGCACCAGUUCUUUCUCCCCAGACCAAGUUCUGAUCCAGAAUCUGAACCCAGUUGUUUGUCUCUGAAGAGCAACCAGACAGGAGGAUGGAAAUCCCACCCAGACCUGAGAGUGGACCAGCAGAGCUCAGAGGUUUCCAGCGGUCCGUCUGCACAGCAGCACCUAACACAGCUGGACUCUAUAUUUACGGAGCUGGAGCGAAACAUGAUCCUUUUUACAAAGAAYGAGCUGAAGAAGAUUCAAAAGGUUUUGAAUCCAUGUUACCCAGAAUGCUCAGAGAGUCAGAGGGAGGAUGAGGAGGUGGUGGAGGAUGAUGAUGUUGAAGAGCAGAGGAGGAGGAACAGCACAGAAGCUUUGCUGAAGAUCAUAGUUUUCUUCUUGAGGAAGAUGAAUCAGGAGGAAUUGGCCGAGCGUCUGCAGAGCAAAACUCCUUCCAUGUGUCAGGAUAACCUUAAAUUCUCCCUGAAGAAGAAAUUCCAGUGUGUGUUUGAGGGAAUCGCUAAAGCAGGAAGUCCAACCCUCCUGAACCAGAUCUACACAGAGCUAUACAUCACAGAGGGAGGGACUGGAGAGGUCAACCAGGAACAUGAGGUCAGACAGAUUGAAACAGCAUCCAGGAAACAACACAGACCAGAAACAACAAUCAGACAAGAAGACAUCUUUAAAGUCCAACAUGAAAGAGAUCAACCAAUCAGAACAGUGAUGUCAAAGGGAGUGGCUGGCAUUGGGAAAACGAUGUUAACACAGAAGUUCACUCUGGACUGGGCGGAAGGCAAAACCAACCAGAACAUCCAGUUCAUAUUUCCAUUCAAUUUCAGAGAACUGAAUGUGCUGAAAGAGAAAAAGUUCAGCCUGGUGGAACUGAUUCAUCGAUUCUUUACUGAAACCAAAGGAAUCAGUAACUUUGAACAGUUCCAGGUUCUGUUCAUCUUUGAUGGCUUGGAUGAGAGUCGACUUCCACUGAACUUCAACAACGAGAUACUGACUGAUGCUACAGAGUCCAGCUCAGUGGAUGUUCUGCUGACAAACCUCAUCAGGGGGAAACUGCUUCCCUCUGCUCUCCUCUGGAUAACCACACGACCUGCAGCAGCCARUCAGAUCCCUGCUGAGUGUGUUGGCAUGGUAACAGAGGUCAGAGGGUUCACUGACCCCCAGAAGGAGGAGUACUUCAGGAAGAGAUUCAGAGAUGAAAAGCAGACAAGAAUGAUCAUCUCCCACAUUAAGACAUCACGAAGCCUCCACAUCAUGUGUCACAUCCCAGUCUUUUGCUGGAUCACUGCUACAGUCCUAGAGGAUGUGAUGAAGACCAGAGAGGCAGGAGAGCUGCCCAGCACCCUGACUGAGAUGUACAUCCACUUCCUGGUGGUUCAGACCAAAGUGAAGAAGGUCAAGUAUGAUGGAGGAUCUGAAAUAGAUCCACACUGGAGUCCAGAGAGCAGGAAGAUGAUUGAGUCUCUGGGAAAACUGGCUUUUGAUCAGCUGCAGAAAGGAAACCUGAUCUUCUAUGAAUCAGACCUGACAGAGUGUGGCAUCGAUAUCAGAGCAGCAUCAGUGUACUCAGGAGUGUUCACACAGAUCUUUAKAGAGGAGARAGGGCUGUACCAGGACAAGGUGUUCUGCUUCGUCCAUCUGAGUGUUCAGGAGUUUCUGGCUGCUCUUCAUGUUCACCUGACCUUCAUCAACUCUGGUAUCAAUCUGCUUGAGGAAUCUUUGAGAGAAGAUAAAGAAUCAGCACUGGCUAAUUUACAUCAGAGUGCUGUGGACAAAGCAUUACAGAGUCCAAAUGGACAUCUGGACUUGUUUCUCCGGUUCCUCCUGGGUCUUUCACUGCAGACCAAUCAGAGACUUCUACAUGGUCUCCUGACACAGAAGGCAAGAAGCUUACAGAAAAACCAGGAAACAGUUCAGUACAUAAAGCAAAAGAUCAGUGACAAUGUGUCUGUAGAUAAAAGCAUCAACCUGUUCUACUGUCUGAAUGAGCUGAAGGAUUGUUCCUUACAAGAGGAGAUCAGAAAGUACCUCAAAUCAGGAAGUCUCUCCACAGAUAAACUGUCUUCUGCUCAGUGGUCAGCUCUGGUCUUCAUCUUACUGUCAUCUGGAAAAGAUCUGGAUGAGUUUGACCUGAAGAAAUACUCUGCUUCAGAAGAGGCUCUUUUCAGACUGCUGCCAGUGGUCAAAGCUGCUAAGAAAGCUGUGUUGAGUGGCUGUAACCUGUCAGCAAGAAGCUGUGAAGCUCUUUCCUCAGUUCUCAGUUCCCAGUCAACUAGUUUGAGAGAGCUGGACCUGAGUAACAACGACUUGGAGGAUUCUGGGAUAAAGCAACUGUGCCAUGGACUGGAGAGUCCAUGUUGCAAACUGGAAACUCUCAGUCUUUCAGGCUGUCUGAUCUCAGAGGAAGGCUGUUCCUCUCUGGCUUCGGCUCUGAUCUCCAACACAUCCCACCUCAGAGAGCUGGACCUGAGCUACAACCAUCCAGGAGAGUCGGGACUGAAGCUGCUCUCAAUCAGUCAAAAGAGACCUGACUGCAGACUGGACACCAUCAGAGCUGAACCUGGUUCUGUCCAGUGGUUGAAGCCAAACUUCAGAAAAUACUUCUGUGAGCUCACACUGGACCCAAACACGGCUCACAAGUUCCUCAAACUGUCUGAGAACAACAGGAAGGUAACCGACCUGCGGAAGGAACACCCACACCCUGAUCACCCAGAAAGAUUUGACUACUGGCCCCAGGUGCUGUGUGAAACUGGUUUGACUGGUCGCUGCUACUGGGAGGUUGAAUGGGUUGGAAAGGUUUAUGUAGCAGUGAGCUACAGAGGGAUUGGAAGGAAUGGUGACAGCGAUGGCUCCAAGUUUGGAGGGAACGAUCAGUCUUGGUGUCUUGCCUGCACUGAUGGCGGAUACAGCGCUUGGCACAACAACAGCGGUACACCCAUUCCUCUUCCUUCCUCKCCUGCUGCCUCUCAUCGUGUAGGAGUCUAUGUGGACUGUCCUGCUGGCAUCCUGUCCUUCUGCAGAGUCUCCGGUGAUGUAGUGACCCACCUCCACAGCUUCAGCACCUCAUUCACUGAACCGCUCUAUGCUGGCUUUGGGUACGGGGUCAAACUGAACUCCUCUGCUCUUUUGUGUCAGCUGUAGACCAACAGGAUGUGGUUUGAUUAACGUGGUAAAAAGUUAUUCCCAUAUACGAGGAAAAACUAGAACAAGUAGAGGAGGCAUCUUCACAGGCUCAACAUGAACAUGUUGAAUCUGUAUUUAUUGUCACAAGCACAUAAAAUGCCAAACUUUCUUUGGUGAUUAAAUAAUUACUUUACUCCUUAUAAUAAGGUGGGGUGUCAUUUGCCUCUUAAGUUUGUAUUAAACAGUUAUGAACCUAUAUAUCUUUUGUCAUGUAUAAUAUAGAAAAUUUAAUAUUUUAAUGAUUUUAUUUAUUUUCCAUUUUUAAGUCUUUUACUUGUGAAAUAUUUGCUUGAAUCUGUGAUGUUAUACAUAUCUUAUUUUUUUGGGAAUUCCAUGGGCACAGAAAUUUGUGCAAGAGCAACAUAUCUCUACGCUAAUUAUGUUUAUUGCAAAUUUGACAAAAAUUGUCUAAAGCGUUAGGUUUAAGCGAUGUUAAUGUCCACCUGCAGGUGGCAGUAUUUACCUCUACUUCACUGCUGCCUCAGACUUUCUUGAUGUCAAGUCAUAACCUGUGAUCGACAGAGUAAAAUAAACUGUGAAUGAGUUACUCAUGUUCAUUAAAGAAUAAAAAUGUUUGUGUGUUCAAGCUUGCAAUUUUUAAUCUUUUUUUCUUCAAUAUGUAGAUUUUGGAAGAAGUUUAAUGAAUAAAGAUCAAUGCAAAUGUUUUUACAGUAGCACUACAAAAUAAAAAAAAUACAAAAUCAACUGCGAAAGUUCUUUAUAGAGACUGACAUGUUGAUGUUAAACCUUUAAAAAUAAAAACAUACGAUUCUUUGC
Poecilia reticulata (guppy) is the source of this 4212-nucleotide messenger RNA. RefSeq names its product protein NLRC3-like. Gene Ontology annotation, molecular function: protein binding. NCBI's taxonomy places the organism in Eukaryota, Metazoa, Chordata, Actinopteri, Cyprinodontiformes, Poeciliidae. The record is from RefSeq and is a predicted model, not a curated record.